Messenger RNA from Aspergillus luchuensis, 1299 nucleotides. Its product is annotated as zinc-dependent alcohol dehydrogenase. The transcript is spliced from 4 exons. NCBI's taxonomy places the organism in Eukaryota, Fungi, Ascomycota, Eurotiomycetes, Eurotiales, Aspergillaceae. The record is from RefSeq and is a predicted model, not a curated record. The coding region runs from base 1 to 1299 and encodes 432 amino acids. Gene Ontology annotation, molecular function: zinc ion binding; oxidoreductase activity.
AUGAUCCCGGUUCAUUUAGCGCGUCGACUGGGCCCCCCAGUAAUAAAGAGAUGCUGCGCCCUUGAUCUGCAGCUUCUGAGUCUCGCUCCUCGCACCCUUCAUCGUCCCCCCUUCCUCUCCUUGCAACAUCGAAGAUACCAGUAUACUACGAAGAUGACUAUGUCUGUGGGUGAUAGCAAUGGCAAUGGCAAUGGCAGUACAGCUGUGCCGGUGAUCCCUGCAAAGCAGAAGGCUGCCAUCUAUGACCAACCCGGCACUGUCUCCACCAAAGUCGUAGAGAUAGAUGUGCCCGAGCCUGGUGUGGGUGAGGUCUUGAUCAAUCUCACCCAUUCAGGCGUCUGCCAUUCCGAUCUUGGAGUAAUGACCAACACCUGGAGGUCUCUACCCUACCCCACACAGCCAGGUCAAGUCGGUGGCCACGAAGGUGUCGGUAAGAUCGUCAAGCUAGGCCCUGGAGCCGAGUCUUCGGGCCUGAAGGUCGGCGACAGGGUAGGCAUCAAAUGGGUGUCCAGCGUCUGCAAGAGCUGCGAACCAUGCCAUGCAGGCGCCGACGGCAUCUGCUUCAACCAAAAGGUAUCCGGAUACUACACCCCCGGCACAUUCCAGCAAUACGCCCUAGGCCCCGCCAACUACGUGACACCGAUCCCGGACGGCCUCGCAUCCGACGAAGCCGCGCCGAUGCUCUGCGCCGGCGUGACCGUCUACGCAGCCCUGAAGCGCAGCAACGCCCGACCAGGCCAAUGGGUCGUGAUCUCCGGCGCCGGCGGCGGCCUCGGCCACAUAGCCGUGCAACUAGCCAGCAAAGGCAUGGGACUGCGGGUGAUCGGAAUCGACCACGGCAGCAAAGAAGAACUCGUGAAGGCCUCCGGAGCUGAACACUUCGUCGACAUCACCAAGUUCCCCUCGGACGACAAGGGCCAAGCCAUCGCCGCGCACGUCAAAUCCCUCGCCGGGGGUCUAGGCGCUCACGCCGUCAUCGUCUGCACCGCAGCCAACGCAGCCUAUGCCCAGGCCGUACCAUUCCUGCGCUUCAACGGUACCCUCGUGUGCGUGGGAAUCCCCGAGAAUGCCCCGCAACCGAUUGCGACCGCGUUUCCUGGCAAGAUGAUCGCGCAGCAUUAUACGAUUACCGGAUCGGCGGUGGGGACGCAGCGAGAUGCGAUCGAGACGCUGGAUUUCGCGGCGCGAGGGAUCAUCAAAGCCCAUUUUCGAACGGAGAAGAUGGAUGCUUUGACAGGCGUGUUCGAGGAGAUGAGUCAGGGGAAGUUGCAGGGUAGGGUUGUUCUCGAUUUAUCUUGA